Messenger RNA from Achroia grisella, 925 nucleotides. RefSeq names its product multifunctional methyltransferase subunit TRM112-like protein (gene Trmt112). The transcript has a single exon. Gene Ontology annotation, biological process: peptidyl-glutamine methylation; tRNA methylation; rRNA (guanine-N7)-methylation. Bases 353 to 730 code for a protein of 125 amino acids. The record is from RefSeq and is a predicted model, not a curated record. NCBI's taxonomy places the organism in Eukaryota, Metazoa, Arthropoda, Insecta, Lepidoptera, Pyralidae. Gene Ontology annotation, molecular function: protein heterodimerization activity.
UUUCGAAGACGCCCUCGCUUUUAUUUUGUUUAGUUUUAGCGACAGAUGUAUUUUACUCGAAUUAACUUCAAGCACAGAGUACUUUAUUAUAUAUACUUAGCACAAAUCGAGUUGACACAUCUAUAAUUAGUGUACAAAAUUUUCUCGCGAUUUACUUUAUUAUUAAAUUCAAAUUAUGUAAAAAACGUAACAGAGUGUGAGAUAUUAACGAAUUCUAAAUAAAUAAUUUUCUAUGACUAAAUUAAUAAUAAAAUAACCUAUUUACUUCAGCACUACAGACAUGUGUGAACUGUAAACUCACAUUAUUAAUUUAUUUUACUAAAUUGUAAAAGUAGUACCUAUAUCCUAUAAAAUGAAGCUUAUCACGCACAAUAUGCUUACUUCAAAAUGUUUAAAAGGUGUUACAACCGGUUAUCCACUUUCUAUAAAAGCAACGAAUGUGAAGCUGACAGAAGUAGAUUUCAACCCAGAAUUUGUCACUCGAAUAAUACCCAAAUUAGAUUGGGAAGUUCUUUGGGGUGCUGCAGAUAGUAUUGGUUAUAGUGAAGAUCUACCAAAAACGGUAGAGCCGAAAUUUGAAGAGAAUGAAGAGUUUUUAAAGAAAGCUCAUAAAGUAUUGUUGGAAAUUGAAGUUGAAGAAGGACAUCUUAUAUGCCCAGAAACAGGAAGGCAAUUUCCAAUUUCCAAAGGAAUUCCAAAUAUGUUAUUAACAGAAGCUGAAGUUCAAUAAAAUAGUAAAAUAAAACUAUUUUUUUUUUAUUUCUUUAUAAACAUCAUUUAGAAACCAUAAAUAAAUGUAAGUAUUAACGAAAUAGUGAGACAAUUGUAAACUUCAUCUAAACCACCACUAGCUAGCACAGACAAUGUAAUAUUUUCAUAAACUAUAUAGAAUAAAACUUUAGUAAUGUUUAAUGCUAAAACUAAA